Chara braunii is the source of this 889-nucleotide messenger RNA. The record is from the annotation of a GenBank genome assembly. NCBI's taxonomy places the organism in Eukaryota, Viridiplantae, Streptophyta, Charophyceae, Charales, Characeae.
GGAACUUCGGCCCGCUGAUCUGCCUGUCACUGGUCAGGGAAGGAGGCGGGCCAUGGCUGCAGCGGCUGCACCUGUUGGAAGCGGCAAAGCCAGUGUAGCCCACACUGCCGUUGAUGAGACCAGUGUCGAUGGCGCUUUCAAACGUACGGAUUCAGCCUUCAGAAAUUUCAUCACGGAGGAUGGAUCGAGCGGAUUUCCGGCGGUCGCUGGGCGUUAUCACCUGUAUAUUUCGCUUGCUUGCCCGUGGGCAUCUCGCUGCUAUGCUUUCCUCGUUCUCAAGGGAUUGGAGGAUGUCAUCGGCCUCUCGGUGGUGAACCCAAAAUGGGAGAAGACCCGAGAGGGGGAGAGUCACCUGGGAUGGGUGUUUGCCACGUCGGACAAUGAGGAGCCUGGGGCGACCGUGGAUCAUUUGUAUGGAGUCAGGACUGUCCGUGAUCUGUAUGAUAUGGCAGAUGCUGACUACAGUCUUGGCAAGUUUUCGGUGCCAGUGCUGUGGGACAAGGAGCGGAAAACAAUUGUGAACAAUGAAAGCUCUGAGAUCAUCCACUGUUCAACAACGAGUUCGGCAAAUUAUCAGCCACGCAUGCUGACCGGGACCUUAUGCCGCCUCAUCUGAAGGCUUUUGAAAAACUGUUCAAUGCUUUGGAUCGUUGCGAAGAAAUUCUGUCUAAGCAAAGAUACCUGACUGGAAACACACUGACGGAGGCCGACAUCCGUUUGUUCGUUACACUCAUAAGAUUUGAUGCGGUGUAUGUUGUGCAUUUCAAGACGAACAAGAAGCUGAUCAGGGAGUAUCCAAAUCUUUUCAACUAUACAAAGGAUAUAUACCAAGUACCCGGGAUGGCGAAGACUGUCGACAUGUAUCAUAUUAAGAAACACUAUUUCAUGA